Messenger RNA from Odontomachus brunneus, 1991 nucleotides. Its product is annotated as arg8-vasotocin receptor-like. Gene Ontology annotation, cellular component: membrane. Gene Ontology annotation, molecular function: peptide binding; vasopressin receptor activity. Gene Ontology annotation, biological process: G protein-coupled receptor signaling pathway. The transcript is spliced from 6 exons. The coding region runs from base 471 to 1598 and encodes 375 amino acids. The record is from RefSeq and is a predicted model, not a curated record. NCBI's taxonomy places the organism in Eukaryota, Metazoa, Arthropoda, Insecta, Hymenoptera, Formicidae.
UGUGCAACGCGACGGUAUUGUAUCACAGUAUAUCAGCGACAUCGUUGCUCGAUAGUGAUGUAGAAAUCACGCGAAUUUCGCAAACAAUCGACGCCGAUGCAAUCGUAUCUCGCUCCUCUAAUCUCACCGGCGAGAACGCGUCCGUCUCAGCAAGUGACAUCCAACUGUGUUUGAUCAACCGGUCGACGCGCUUCACGAUAGUCAACAAUAUUUUUAAAACAAGUAUUUCACGUUGUGUUGUGUCGGAACCAACGUUGUUGAUACGGCACCGCCGGAAGUUCGUAUGAAUAUUCAACCGACGGUACGCGACGCAGUUUCACGUCGCACGCUCGUAGGCAUAGCGCGAAAAUCGGCACGACGCGCGAUCUCCGAAGGUUUUUCCCGUCUUUCUUUCUUUUGCUUCAUGAAUCUUGGGUUAUCGGCCGGAUGAGAAAGUAAGAGGGAGGGAGUGCGCGGAUUCCCGAGGAGAUAUGUCGCACGAUUUGAACUCGUCGACGACGACGUCGUCGUCGUUGUCGCUGAACUCUGAGCAGACACAGGCGGACGCAAGGGACGAAAAUCUCGCCAGGUGGGAAAUCGCAGUGCUGACCAGCAUAUUUCUCAUCACCCUCAUCGGUAACAUACUGGUCCUACUCGCGCUCUACGCCAAAAGACACUACCAGCGACGUAAGCUCACCAGGAUGUACUUCUUCAUCCUACACUUAAGCAUUGCCGACCUGUUGACGGGUCUGCUAGACGUUCUACCGCAGCUCGCCUGGGACAUAACAUUCAGAUUUCAGGGCGGAGCAGUGCUCUGCAAGCUGAUCAAGUUUAGCCAGCCAUUCGGCGUGUACCUCAGUUCUUAUAUCUUGACAGUGACCGCGAUGGACAGGUAUUACGCUAUUUGCUAUCCCUUCAAUUACUGCAGCGCCACGUCUAAGAGAUCGAAAACGAUGGUGUACGGCGCAUGGGUGCUUGCCGCUGUGCUUUGCGUGCCGCAGAUCUUCAUAUUCUCAUAUCAAGAAAUAUCGCCGAAUGUUUGGGAAUGUUGGGCUACGUUUCACAUGAAGUAUGGCGAAAGGGCUUACAUCACCUGGUACAGCGUGACGCAGUUCCUAUUGCCUUUCAUCGUGUUGGUGUAUACCUAUCUGAGGAUAUGCUUCUCGAUAUGGACAAGUAAUAAGAUGUCGGGAGCGGUCGAUCUGAAGAGCAAGAAGAGCAAUAAGGUCAGUUUCUCGCAGCGAGAUCGCGACCCAGUCAUCUCCAAGGCACUGAUUAACACCGUGAAACAAACGAUCGUCGUGGUCACUCUUUACAUCGUCACCAGCACGCCUUUUAUCGGAUGCCAGCUCUGGUCGACGUGGGAUCCCAGUGCCAAGACUUCGCCGUUUUUCACCGGAGCUGCCUUCACUAUUCUAAGUCUGUUAAAUAGUCUCACGAGCUGCGUCAAUCCUUGGGUUUACUUCGUGUUCAACAGCGAGUUGCGCGGCGCACUGAUGAGCUUCUUUUACAACAGGAACGAUUAUUCGUUGCCCUACGACAUCGCGCAACAGAACGCGUCGGACGAACCUUCCACCACGUCGUCGUUUAUCUCCAGAAUCUCAAAGAUAUUUGGAUGAAAACGACACGAAAUAAAGUUUGCAUUUUGAGAAGGACUGUUUUGAAUAUAAAUAAUACAGUGUGAAUAGUUGAUGCGCAACACAUACGCACAUACACACAUACAUACUAUAUACGCCUACAAAUGCAUAAACGCGUUUGAUACGACAGCGUCAAGACGCACGAUUACUUUGUACGAGAAUUUCUUAAUGAAAUUUGUUGAUAAAACAUGUUUACUUUGUCAUUCCUUCCAGUCGUCCGCAAACGAAAAAGAGAGAAAAAAAGAAAUGCCUCCUUCACCAAAAUAUUUUACAACAAUUAACCGAGCGCGCACAAAAGUGACACACACACACAUACAUACACACACACACACAAGAGAUAACCACUAUCAAUUUUUUUUUUCUUUUUUUUCAUCA